UCUUACUAUGUCUUACUUGACACUAGUGGUAUCGGCACGCUGCAGUUAAGUACCAGCCCCUGGAUUCAUUCAACCAGCUAAAUCAGACAAAUAUGUUCUUAUGGUUAUUUAACUUUGUGCGAGUUAUUAUCCAAAGUUGCCCAGUCAGACUGAGUUUUGUUUAAUGGAUGUUUUUUAUUCUUCCUGAAUAUUGCGCUAACUGAAUGGCAGGCUUGGACAUGCCAACCAAAACACAUGGAGUUGGAGUCUUUUUAGAGCUGAGGAAAAGGCUGCAGAGCGGACUCCUUAUCGUUGGGAAAGAUGUAGCCAGAAGUCCUGCUGACGUGGUUGUGACGGGUGGAGAUUCAUCAAUUCACAUCCGGACUCAGCGAGGCGAGCUGAGCCUGACUUUACCAGCAGGAGUCACCUUAGAGCAGGGAUCCUGCAUUCCGACGCCUGCAGGAGAAUCCAGUGGAGAGGAGCUGCAUUACAGACUGCGCAUCAACGUUGCACAAAGUUCAGAUAAAGAGGCCUCUGACAGCGUGAUGGAGACACUGCGGGCAAAAGAGACUUAUUGCUUCUGUUGUCAGGGCUGCAUGACCAGGCUGCUCGAGGACAGAAUGUUUAAACGAGUUCUUCCUCUCCCUAAUGGCAACUGGAACGCCAUCGUGGACGACUGGUGUUGCCACCCAGAUCCGUUCGCUAAUAAGAAGCUGCUGCCCAGAGCAGAGGACUGUUUACUGGGCGACACCUUCCUCCUUCUAGCCAGAGACGGCAGCUGUGAUCAGACUCUCACAGAGGAAGUGAGCCCUGUUGGCGCAGAGGACAGUCAGGAUCCAAAGAAACCCUGCCGCCGACUGGCUCUCAUCUCCUGUAAGAGCUGUUCUUCAGUGCUGGGAGAGGCUGUUGCACCAGGGACCCUGAAACUGUACAUCACACAGGUGGUGGUGGAGCCCGCUGUCGGGGACAUAAAGCCAGAAGCUUCACUUAACAGAUCUGUCUUCGUGGAGAGGACGAUAGCAGCCAGGCUGUUGGAGCUGUCUAACUCACUGAGCAUCUUCCACUUCUCUGUCCAAACUCCUGAUGGAAAAGCCUUCUUAUUGCUCUGGCUGCUGAACAGCGACUCCAUCACAGCAUCAGUCCCAGAGACAUGUGUCGGGGGUGAGAGGUCUAUCAGCUCCCCGGCUCUUCACAGUCCAUCACCCGGAGCUGCCAGAGCCCUGAAACUCCUCUAUGUCGCCUGCUCCGACGCAGGCAUCCAGCAGAGAGACAUUGUAACUAGCUGGGAGGUCAAUGCCAUCGGACAUCCUGUGGUGCUGCCGCUGAAGGUGUGUGAGGAGCUGCUGCAAGUGAUAGAUGACAGCAACUCUACACUCCCCACAUCAAUGCGUUGCAUGAGGUCCUAUGAGGUGGCGUACCUGAGACUCUGAGGUCUGAGGUCAAAGGUCAGAAGCCAGGAGGUCAUGACUCCACUCAUGCAUCCUGGCAAAGAAUUCAAGAGGACAGCUGCAAGUAGAACAUCUGUGAACAUGUACAUGUGUUCCUAAAUGUUAAGGUGCCAACCUGCACAGAUUUCCCUUAAAGUAUGAGCAAGCAUGGACUAGCUUGUUAAGCAUUGUCUAGUUGUGGUUUCUGGUUGCGUCUGUCAACAUGCCUGGUAGCGCAACAUCACCUGCAAACAGAUUCAUGUUGACACAGGUUGUUGCCAGCUUUCUUAAUGUUAACACAUUUCCAGUAAAUGCAAAGAAGCGAGAAGAGAAUGACAACAUCAAAAUAGUUUUUCCUUGUAGUUGUUUUAUAGUUUUUCAUCCUAAUGUGUAAUUACCGAGGUGUAUCAUAAUGGCUGUGAAGCCUGCCUGUGUACAGUGUAUGUUUGUCCAUUUCUGAACUUUAUUCUGUAUUUUUCUUAACAUUCUCCAAAAAACAAACAAAACAAAACAGAUUAAACUGUAUUUUUGAAAAUA
Molecule: messenger RNA, 1943 nt
Organism: Lates calcarifer (barramundi perch)
Lineage: Eukaryota; Metazoa; Chordata; Actinopteri; Centropomidae
Gene: ube3d
Product: ubiquitin protein ligase E3D
Exons: 10
Coding region: 204-1409 (401 amino acids)
Biological process (GO): protein autoubiquitination; protein monoubiquitination; proteasome-mediated ubiquitin-dependent protein catabolic process
Cellular component (GO): nucleus; cytosol; ubiquitin ligase complex
Molecular function (GO): ubiquitin protein ligase activity; ubiquitin conjugating enzyme binding; cyclin binding
Source: RefSeq, a predicted model, not a curated record